CUGCUAUUUGUUUCAGACGUGAAUCAUUUCUUCGAAGUUUUUAUAACGCUUAGCAAGAGAUUCCAGCUGGAAGAAGCAAUAUUAGUCCUGGAGAAUUACACUGGAGCUCCGGAUUUCCUGCAAUCGCUUAGACGACUAAGGCCUACAACGGGACAAACAGAUAUAAUAAAAGCUUUAUCAUGCGUGGAACAAAAUAAUACUAUGGAGACCCAUAAGUCACCAGAAAACUCUUAUUCGUGGCUGUCAAAUGGAUACUCAAAUCAACAAUCCACACAAGGAACCCAGAGAUCACUAGGCCACAAAGUGACUCUAGAACAAAUUUUACUAAAAAAUCAACAAAAAAAUCAGGUACUAGCUGAUCAGAUGGCACGAUUAGCAUCAACAAGUCAGUCAGGAAUAUCGGGAAUGGGUACGAAACAAGCAAUACCACAAGGUCGAGAUAUUUCAAUGAAUCGAUCGGGGACAGAUGCUCCAAAUGACUCACAUGAUCAAACAGCUUCUGUACCAGAUGAAACAAAUAAAAAAUUAUCACAAGAUCAAGAAACGCCAAAAUUCCAAUCGAAUACAGUUGCUCCGAAUGAUUUUCCUAAUCAAACUGCACAAGAAUCCAAUAAUGGGCAAGGACCAAUUCGUUCACAAGAGCAACCAAGAGGACAAGCACCAGGUGUACCUCAAGGCCUACCAGCAAUAUCAGAAACGUCAGAAAUCACGAAUGCAACUUUAAUAAAAGGUCAAGAUACUUUAACAAAUCAAUCGGAAAUAGUUGCUCCGAAUGGUUCUCCUGAUGAAACCGCUACACAAGGAAUAAAUAGUUCACAGAAUCAACCUACACUACAAGAACCCAAUGAUUUACAAGGACCAAUUGACUCACAAGAUCUACCAGGAGCACAAGAACCAGGUGGUCCUAAACGCCAACCAGGAACAUCAGCAACAUCAGACAAGACCAAUCAAACACUACCACAAGUUGAAGAUACUGAUCAAAGUCUAAUUGAUCCGCAAGGUCAACCAGAAGUACAAGGACCAGGUGGCCCUCUAGGCCAGCAAGGUACAUCAGGUACGUCAGAUAAGUCGAAGCAACCACUACCACAAGUUCAAGAUACUGCAACAGAUCAAUCAGAAACAGUUGCCCGGAAUGGUUCUCCUGAUCAAACCGCUACACAAGGAAUAAAUAGUACACAGAAUCAAUCCACACCGCAAGAUCCCAAUGAUUCGCAAGGAUCAAUUGAUUCACAAGGUCAACCGGAAAUAUUGGAAAUGUCAGAAAUCACGACUCAAACUUUAAUACAAGCUCAAGAUACUUUGACAAAUCAAUCGGGAAUAGUUGCCCCGAAUGGUUCUCCUGAUCAAACCGCUUCACAAGGAAUAAAUAGUUCACAGAAUCAACCUACACUACAAGAACCUAAUGAUUCACAAGGACCAAUUGAUUCACAAGAUCAACCAGGAGAACAAGGACCAAGUAGUUCUCAAGGCCAACCAGGAACAUCAGCAACAUCACACAAGACCAAUCAAACACUACCACAAGUUGAAGAUACUGAUCAAAGUCCAAUUGAUUCGCAAGGUCAACCAGAAGCACAAGGACCAGGUGGUCCUCUAGGCCAGCAAGGUACAUCAGGUACGUCAGAUAAGUCGAAGCAACCACUACCACAAGUUCAAGAUACUGCAACAGAUCAAUCAGAAACAGUUGCCCGGAAUGGUUCUCCUGAUCAAACCGCUACACAAGGAAUAAAUAGUACACAGAAUCAAUCCACACCGCAAGAUCCCAAUGAUUCGCAAGGAUCAAUUGAUUCACAAGGUCAACCGGAAAUAUUGGAAAUGUCAGAAAUCACGACUCAAACUUUAAUACAAGCUCAAGAUACUUUGACAAAUCAAUCGGGAAUAGUUGCCCCGAAUGGUUCUCCUGAUCAAACCGCUUCACAAGGAAUAAAUAGUUCACAGAAUCAACCUACACUACAAGAACCUAAUGAUUCACAAGGACCAAUUGAUUCACAAGAUCAACCAGGAGAACAAGGACCAAGUAGUUCUCAAGGCCAACCAGGAACAUCAGCAACAUCACACAAGACCAAUCAAACACUACCACAAGUUGAAGAUACUGAUCAAAGUCCAAUUGAUUCGCAAGGUCAACCAGAAGCACAAGGACCAGGUGGUCCUCUAGGCCAGCAAGGUACAUCAGAUACAUCAGAUAAGCCGAAGCAACCACUACCACAACUUCCAGAUACUGCAACAGAUCAAUCAGAAACAGUUGCCCGGAAUGGUUCUCCUGAUCAAACCGCUACACAAGGAAUAAAUAGUACACAGAAUCAAUCUACACCGCAAGAUCCCAAUGAUUCGCAAGGAUCAAUUGAUUCACAAGGUCAACCAGGAGCACAAGAACAAGGUGGUCCUCUAGGCCAGCAAGGUACAUCAGCUACAUCAGAUAACACCAAUCAAAUAUUACCACAAGUUGAAGAUUCUGAUCAAAGUACAAUUGAUUCGCAAGGUCAACCAGAAGCACAAGGACCAGGUGGUCCUCUAGGCCAGCAAGGUACAUCAGGUACGUCAGAUAAGUCGAAGCAACCACUACCACAAGUUCAAGAUACUGCAACAGAUCAAUCAGAAACAGUUGCCCGGAAUGGUGCUCCUGAUCAAACCGCUACACAAGGAACAAAUAGUACACAGAAUCAAUUCACACCGCAAGAUCCCAAUGAUUCGCAAGAACCAAUUCAUUCACAAGGUGAACAGGAAAUAUUGGAAACGUCAGAAAUCACGAAUCAAACUUUAAUACAAGGUCAAGAUACUUUAACAAAUCAAUCGGAAAUAGUUGCUCCGAAUAGUUCUCCUGAUCAAACUGCUACACAAGGAAUAAAUAGUUCACAGAAUCAACCUACACUACAAGAACCCAAUGAUUCACAAGUACCAAUUGAUUCACAAGGUGAACAGGAAAUAUUGGAAACGUCAGAAAUCACGAAUCAAACUUUAAUACAAGGUCAAGAUACUUUAACAAAUCAAUCGGAAAUAGUUGCUCCGAAUAGUUCUCCUGAUCAAACUGCUACACAAGGAAUAAAUAGUUCACAGAAUCAACCUACACUACAAGAACCCAAUGAUUCACAAGUACCAAUUGAUUCACAAGAUCUACCAGGAGCACAAGGACCAGGUAAUCCUAAACGCCAACCAGGAACAUCAGCAACAUCAGAUCAAUCAGAAACAGUUGCCCGGAAUGGUUCUCUUGAUCAAACCGCUACACAAGGAAUAAAUAGUACACAGAAUCAAUCUACACCGCAAGAUCCCAAUGAUUCGCAAGGAUUAAUUGAUUCACAAGGUCUACCAGGAGCACAAGAACCAGGUGAUCCUAAACGCCAACCAGGAACAUCUGCAACGUCAGAUAAGACCAAUCAAACACUACCACAAGUUGAAGAUACUGAUCAAAGUCCAAUUGAUCCGCAAGGUCAACCAGAAGCACAAGGACCAGGUGUACCUCUAAGCCAGCAAGGUACAUCAGGUACGUCAGAUAAGUCGAAGCAACCACUACCACAACUUCAAAAUACUGCAACAGAUCAAUCAGAAACAGUUGCCCGGAAUGGUUCUCCUGAUCAAAUCGCUACACAAGGAAUAAAUGGUACACAAAAUCAAUCUACACCGCAAGAUCCCAAUGAUUCGCAAGGACCAAUUGAUUCACAAGGUGAACCGGAAAUAUUGGAAACGUCAGAAAUCACGAAUCAAACUUUAAUACAAGGUCAAGAUACUUUAACAAAUCAAUCGGAAAUAGUUGCUGCGAAUGGUUCUCCUGAUCAAACUGCUACACAAGGAAUAAAUAGUUCACAGAAUCAACCUACACUACAAGAACGCAAUGAUUCACAAGGACCAAUUGAUUCACAAGAUCUACCAGGAGCACAAGGACCAGGUGGUCCUAAACGCCAACCAGGAACAUCUGCAACAUCAGAUAAGACCAAUCAAACAUUACCACAAGUUGAAGAUACUGAUCAAAGUCCAAUUGAUUCGCAAGGUCAACCAGAAGCACAAGGACCAGCUGGUCCUCUAGGCCAGCAAGGUACAUCAGAUACAUCAGAUAAGCCGAAGCAACCACUACCACAACUUCAAGAUACUGCAACUAAUCAAUCAGAAACAGUUGCCCGGAAUGGUUCUCCUGAUCAAACCGCUACACAAGGAAUAAAUAGUACACAUAAUCAAUAUACACCGCAAGAUCCCAAUGAUUCGCAAGGACCAAUUGAUUCACAAGGUCAACCAGGAGCACAAGGCGCAAGUGGUCCUAAACGUCAACCGGGAACAUCAGCAACAUCAGAUAAGACCAAUCAAACACUACCACAAGUUGAAGAUACUGAUCAAAGUCCAAUUGAUUCGCAAGGUCAACCAAAAGCACAAGGACCAGGUGGUCCUCUAGGCCAGAAAGGUACGUCAGGUACGUCAGAUAAGUCGAAGCAACUACUACCACAAGUUCAAGAUACUGCAUCAGAUCAAUCAGAAACAGUUACCCGGAAUGGUUCUCCUGAUCAAACCGCUACACAAGGAAUAAAUAGUACACAGAAUCAAUCUACACCGCAAGAUCCCAAUAAUUCGCAAGGAUCAAUUGAUUCACAAGGUCAACCAGGAGCACAAGAACAAGAUGGUCCUCUAGGCCAGCAAGGUACAUCAGGUACGUCAGAUAAGUCGAAGCAUCCACGACCACAAGUUCAAGAUAAUGCAACAGAUCAAUCAGAAACAGUUGCCCAGAAUGGUUCUCCUGAUCAAACUGCUACACAAGGAAUAAAUAAUUCACAGAAUCAAUCUACACCGCAAGAUCCCAAUGAUUCGCAAGGACCAAUUGAUUCACAAGGUCAACCAGGAGCACAAGGAGCAAGUGGUCCUAAACGCCAACCAGGAACAUCAGCAACAUCAGAUAAGACCAAUCAAACAUUACCACAAGUUGAAGAUACUGAUCAAAGUCCAAUUGAUUCGCAAGGUCAACCAGAAGCAAAAGGAUCAGGUGGCCCUCUAGGCCAGCAAAUUACAUCAGGUAUGUCAGAUAAGUCGAAGCAACCACUACCACAACUUCAAGAUACUGCAACAGAUCAAUCAGAAACAGUUGCCCAGAAUGGUUCUCCUGAUCAAACUGCUACACAAGGAAUAAAUAAUUCACAGAAUCAAUCUACACCGCAAGAUCCCAAUGAUUCGCAAGGACCAAUUGAUUCACAAGGUCAACCAGGAGCACAAGGAGCAAGUGGUCCUAAACGCCAACCAGGAACAUCAGCAACAUCAGAUAAGACCAAUCAAACCUUACCACAAGUUGAAGAUACUGAUCAAAGUCCAAUUGAUUCGCAAGGUCAACCAGAAGCACAAGGAUCAGGUGGCCCUCUAGGCCAGCAAAUUACAUCAGGUAUGUCAGAUAAGUCGAAGCAACCACUACCACAACUUCAAGAUACUGCAACAGAUCAAUCAGAAACAGUUGCCCGGAAUGGUUCUCCUGAUCAAACCGCUACACAAGGAAUAAAUAGUUCACAGAAUCAACCUACACUACAGGAACCCAAUGAUUCACAAGGACCAAUUGACUCACAAGAUCUACCAGGAGCACAAGGACCAGGUGGUCCUAAACGCCAACCAGGAACAUCAGCAACAUCAGACAAGACCAAUCAAACACUACCACAAGUUGAAGAUACUGAUCAAAGUCCAAAUGAUUCGCAAGGUCAACCAGAAGUACAAGGACCAGGUGGUCCUCUAGGCCAGCAAGGUUCAUCAGAUACGUCAUAUAAGUCGAAUCAAUCACUACCACAAGUUCAAGAUAUUGCAACAGAUCAAUCGGAAACAGUUGCUCCGAAUGGUUCUCCCGAUCAAACCGCUACACAAGGAAUAAACAGUUCACAGAACCUACCUACAACACAAGAACCCAAUGAUUCACAAGGACCAAUUGAUUUACAAGAUCAAACAGGAGAACAAGGACCAAUUAGUUCUCAAGGCCAACCAGAAAUAUUGGAAACGUCAGAAAUCACGAAUCAAACUUUAAUACAAGGUCAAGAUACUUUAACAAAUCAAUCGGAACUAGUUGCCCCGCAUGGUUCUCCUGAUCAAACCGCUACACAAGGAACAAAUAGUACACAGAAUCAUCCUACACCGCAAGAUCCCAAUGAUCCGCAAGGACCAAUUGAUUCACAAGGUCAACCAGGAGCACAAGGAGCAAGUGGUUCUAAACGCCAACCAGGAACAUCAGCAACAUCAGAUAACACCAAUCAAACAUUACUACAAGUUGAAGAUACUGAUCAAAGUCCAAUUGAUUCACAAGGUCAACCAGAAGCACAAGGAUCAGGUGGCCCUCUAGGCCAACAAGGUACAACAGGAACGUUAGAUACCACAAAUCAACCAUUACCUCAAGGUAAUACUCCAACCGAAACGGCUACGCUAGGAACAAAUAGUUCACAGAACCAACCACAAGUAUCAAAUUAUAAUCAAGGCCAACAGGGUAGUCGUGGGCAAAAAGGGUCACCAACAAAUCUUUCAUCACAACCGGUACAAAAUUUACAAUCGGUAGCUCCAAAUCAACCGACAACAACAGCUACAUCGAAAACUCCAGACCAGCCAGGAACAUCGCAAUCAUCGGGAAAUCCAAGUCAAAAUGAGUCACCAGGACGAAGAGUUGUGCAACCUUUCGCAGCACCGCAUCAACCAGGGCAAGGAGGCAAGCUGUCGAAGUAUCAAGGCACACGAGAAAUACAAAACGCUCUGAAGGCAGACGUCAAUAUUCACUUCAUGUUACUACCGAAAGGCCCCAAUAACACCAAGAACUGUUAUUGUACGUGCGAGAGUCAAAAUCCACCUAAGAUUAUUCCCAUUAAAGAUCUUCCACCGGAAAUAUCCGGAUGA
Messenger RNA from Parnassius mnemosyne (clouded apollo), 6825 nucleotides. The record is from the annotation of a GenBank genome assembly. Lineage: Eukaryota; Metazoa; Arthropoda; Insecta; Lepidoptera; Papilionidae.